Paramuricea clavata is the source of this 3789-nucleotide messenger RNA. The record is from the annotation of a GenBank genome assembly. Lineage: Eukaryota; Metazoa; Cnidaria; Anthozoa; Malacalcyonacea; Plexauridae.
AUGAGUCGUGGCUUUAGUUUUCGACUCUUGUAUCGAGUCGUUUUCUUUUCCCUCUGUCUGAUUUUCGCCUGUUUUUAUCAUGGUGGUGGUUCAGAGUAUGACAGGCGAGAAGAUAAAACAGAACCGACCAAAUUAAAAGAUGAAUUCAAAGGUAAACCCUUCAAUGUUGACGUUUCUCCCGAACAAAACGAACGCGUCUCUAACUUGACAGAAAAUGCGAAACAAAUUGAUGGCCGCAAGGCGCGGAAGAAAACUGAUCUUUCAAAGACGGUCAGAAAAGUUAAAAUUUGAAAAUGUGUGAAUCUUAGCACUUCAGAAGUAAUUGUUAACCAUAAUUUAUUUUUAGGAACUGCGAUGAAAACACUCCGAAGUGAAAGAAUACAAAAUAGCCCAGUACUGCUUUUUUCAACUUCAUCGCCGCAUGAGGUAAACGUUCCACGCAAAGAAUCGACAACCAUCUCCCACUCAAAUGAGACAGAAUGGCAAAACGAUAGCAGUAAAAAUAUAUCUUCAUUGGAAAAUCAAAUUUUUCAACAGAAUGACUUCAGACAAACAGCCAAAAGAGAAACGUUCGCUUCACUCACAACUCAACAUCUCCGGAGCAGACGUGACACUGAUUCAAAAUCUGAGUAUACCCAGGAAGAUCUAUUAAUGUGCAACGAUUCAAUCAUCAAUAUAAAAUACGAUGAUGAAUACAAAGUUCAGACUGACUUUUCAAUACUCUAUAAGAACAAGGUGUACGAUUAUACCGAGUAUCGAGUUCUGAGUGAUAGCAUAAAGAUUUGUAACUCCACUGAUAACUACAUACGGAAUAUUCGGAAAGAACGUAAUAAAUGGGUAAAGGCGAAAAUACAACAAAAAAAUUGCAACAAACCCAUUAGAGAGUUAUGGUUGUACGGAAAGUAUUACACUGUGAAUAAGCAGUUCACUGUCUAUUUCGCACCUAGCAGUCAAUAUUUCACAAGAAAUAACUAUGGGGUGAAAUACGCUCAACUUUAUAUAUGCCAAGAAAAGUUCAAACCCAAAUCAACAGAGUAUACUGAGGAAGAUCUAUUAAUGUGCAACGAUUCAAUCAUCAAUAUAAAAUACCAUGAAGAAUAUAAAGUUCGGACUGACUUUUCAAUACUCUAUAAGAACAAGGUGCACGACUAUACUGAGUAUCGAGUUCUGAAUGAUAGUAUAAAGAUUUGUAACUCUACUGAUAACUAUGUACAGAAUAUUUGGAAAGUACGCAAUAAAUGGGUAAAGGCGAUAAUGCAUUAAAAAAGUUGCAAUAAACCCAUUAGAACCCUUUCGUUUUCUCGAAAGUAUUACACUGUGAAUAGGCAGUUCACUGUCUAUUCGGCAGGUGAUUAUUUCACAAGAGAUGACUAUCGGGUGGAAGACGGCAAACUUACAAUAUGCGAAGAAAACUACAGGCCCAUGGCAAGAGAGUAUACCCAGGAAGAUCUAUUAAUGUGCAACGAUUCAAUCAUCAAUAUAAAAUACGAUGAUGAAUACAAAGUUCGGACUGACUUUUCAAUACUCUAUAAGAACAAGGUGUACCAUUAUACCGAGCAUCGAGUUCUUAAUGAUAGCAUAAAGAUUUGUAACUCCACUGAUAACUACAUAAGGAAUAUUUGGAAACUACGCAAUAUAUGGGUAAAGCCGUAUAUGCAUGAAAAAAGUUGCAAUAAAUCCAUUAGAGAGUCAUGGUUGAUCCGGAAGUAUUACACCGUGAAUAAGCAGUUCAUUGUCUAUUAUGCAGUUACGAGUCAAUAUUUCACAAGAAAUGAGUAUGGAGUGGAAGACGGUAAACCUUAUACAUGCGAUGAAAAGUUCAGACCCAAAUCAACAGAGUAUACCAAGGAAGAUCUAUUAAUGUGCAGCGAUUCAAUCAUCAAUAUACAAUACGAUGAUGAAUACAAAGUUCGAACUGACUUUUCAAUACUCUAUAAGAACAAGGUGUACGAUUAUACUGAGUAUCGAGUUCUGAAUGAUAGCAUAAAGAUUUGUAGCUCCACCGAUAACUACGUGAGGAAUAUUUGGAAAGUACGCAAUAAAUUGGUAAAGGAGGCAAUGCAAUAUAAAAGUUGUAAUAAACUCGCUGUAUACUUUGUCUUUACUCGACGGGAAUACACUUUGUUUAAGGAUUUUAGAGUUAUGAUUUUGGCAACAAAGCAGCUGAUAAUAAAGUACGAUUAUGCUGUGUUUGAAGGUAAACUUGUAACAUGUGUGAUCAAUUGCGCCAUUUUUACCAUUACUAUAAAGAAUGAAGAUAAAUACAGAGUAUGGAACAACUUCUCAAUGAUAUACCAAGGUCGAAUAUACUCUUAUGAUGAGUACAGAAUAACGGACGAUGGUCUACAAGUUUGUAAUUCUUCAGACCGUCUGAUUAAAGAAAAAUGGCGGAAUUUAAUUGUUUCGGAAAAGAUAACGAUAGCUUUCAAGUAUUGUAAUGUAUCUGUGGACGGUUUUUACUCUGAAAAUUACACAUUACAUACAAACUUUACCGUUUUCUUCAAACCUACCAAUCAAAAUUUUACAAGGCAAGAUUACGGAGUGAUUAUGGGGUAUUUUGCAAUUUGUUCAAGUAAGCUCAGAUUGUCCUGCAAUGAUGAUUUGGUCAACGUAAAGUACGGUGAACAAUACAAUAUUUUUAAAAACUUUUCGCUGUUUUACCACAAAAAAAUAUACGAUUAUCGCGAAUAUCGAUUAAGUCACAACAGUCUUGAAAUGUGUGCUUCCAAUGAUUCAAGAGUUCAGGCGAUUUGGAGAACGCGUAAUUCGUGGCAAAAGUCAUUAUGCGCAUCCUGUUAUCGUUCUUAUAAAUUAAAUGCAAGAUACUACACUGUAACUAAGCAGUUUGCUGUGUAUUCGGCAGAUAACGGUCAAUAUUUCGAAAGAAAUGACUAUGCGGUUAUAGACGGUGAACCUUAUGUAUGCGGCAAAGAAAAAUUGAGACCGAUUUACGUAAUUACAAACUUUAAGAUUAUUAUAGCACCAUUAUGUGCAUUAGCGCUUUCUAUUAUUUCUUUGCUAUUGUUGUUGAUAGUUUACUGCAUGCUUCCAGAACUGCGCACACUUCCUGGUUUGAAUUUAAUGAGUUUUAGUUUCGCCUUGCUGUUGUGGCAGACUUACCUUGUAGUAUUUUUGUCACUGUAUUCUCAUGUAGGUAAACUGUUUGAGAUACCGUGUGCUAGGCUGUUUGUAGCAAAUAAGUUCAUGACGUAUAGUAUAAUUAUGAAUGCUACUGUUAAUAUAUAUCACCUAAGAAAAACCUUUUGUGGCAAUACUCUAGUGAAAUCUGAUGAACUGAAGAAGUGGAACAGAUUUUUGAAGUAUAGUCUCUUUAGCUGGGGAGUUCCCGUCAUUAUAACGAUUGUUUACAUUGUACUAGAAAAGGAAGACGUUCUAAGGUUUGAUCAACCUCUUGCGUCUGUGAAGAACGAUGUUCAAUCGAGCUUAAGGUUUUAUCAACGCGUUGUGUUUGCGAACGGAAGUCAUGGAGAUGCGACCGCAAAUGAAAUAAGGAUUUAUCGACGUAUUGCAUCCUUCAAGAAAAAUGUCCAGUCAAGGUUUAACCAAAGCACUGUACCUUGGAAGAAUGCAAGGAUUUAUCAGCCUAUUGUAUCUUUGAAGAAAGAUGUUCAGUCAAGCUUAAAGUUUUAUGAACGCGUUGUAUUCGUGAAUGGAAAUGGAAGGGAAGAAGAUGUAAGGAUUUAUCAACAGAUUAUUAUUAUUAAAGGUUUAUUAAGAAACACAUUUUGGCACCCGAAGGUGAAUUGCAAUAUGCUUACAGAAACAUAA